Molecule: messenger RNA, 330 nt
Organism: Echinops telfairi (small Madagascar hedgehog)
Lineage: Eukaryota; Metazoa; Chordata; Mammalia; Afrosoricida; Tenrecidae
Product: calcitonin gene-related peptide 2-like
Exons: 3
Coding region: 1-246 (81 amino acids)
Cellular component (GO): extracellular region
Molecular function (GO): calcitonin receptor binding; hormone activity
Source: RefSeq, a predicted model, not a curated record
AUGGGUGUCCAGAAGUUCUCCCCUUUCCUGGCUCUUGGCAUCUUGCUCCUGUACCAAACCUGCAGCCUCCAGGCGGCACCUUUCAGCGUCACUGCCCAGAAAAGAGCCUGCAAAACUGCCACCUGUGUGACCCAACGCCUGGCAGACUUGCUGAGCAGAUCAGGGGGCAUGCUGAAGAGUAACUUCGUGCCCACCGACGUGGGCUCCAAGGCCUUUGGCCGGCACCGCAGGGACCUUCAAGCCUGAGCAUCUGAGAGACCCCUGGAAGAAGGUUGUCAGGCUGACAGCAACAUUACAGGAGAGCGACUUACAGAAAACUGUCCAAGGAAG